AUGUCGAGCUCAGAAGGUACCGGGAAAACGCCGGCCAGACUGCCGCUGGCUCGGAUAAAACGCAUUGUGAAGCAAGAUCAGGACAUUGCGAUGAUUUCUACAGCAGCAGUACAGACCCUUUCCGCAGCAGUGCAGGUUUUCGUCGGCCACUUUACAGAGCAGGCUCUGUUUGAAGCACGGUCGAAUGGACGGACGCGAUUGACGUAUGCGGAUUUCGCAGGUGCAGUAGCGCACCAGGAUGAACUUGACUUUCUUUCCUCGAUAGUGCCGCAAACGAUGAGCUACGCACAGAUCAAGCAGAAGCGCGACCAGGUUGGGUUCGACGAGCCGGCAGACGCAGAGCCGUUCGAGCCGCAGCCCGAGGAACAGGAGCCCGAGGGCCCAGAAGAGGGUACUGAGUAA
This is a messenger RNA of Wickerhamiella sorbophila, 402 nucleotides long. RefSeq names its product DNA polymerase epsilon subunit C. The transcript has a single exon. Gene Ontology annotation, cellular component: nucleus; CHRAC. Gene Ontology annotation, molecular function: protein heterodimerization activity. The coding region runs from base 1 to 402 and encodes 133 amino acids. Lineage: Eukaryota; Fungi; Ascomycota; Dipodascomycetes; Dipodascales; Trichomonascaceae. The record is from RefSeq and is a predicted model, not a curated record.